This is a messenger RNA of Budorcas taxicolor (takin), 3757 nucleotides long. RefSeq names its product angiopoietin 4 (gene ANGPT4). NCBI's taxonomy places the organism in Eukaryota, Metazoa, Chordata, Mammalia, Artiodactyla, Bovidae. The transcript is spliced from 9 exons. Gene Ontology annotation, molecular function: receptor tyrosine kinase binding. Gene Ontology annotation, biological process: signal transduction. The record is from RefSeq and is a predicted model, not a curated record. Bases 132 to 1628 code for a protein of 498 amino acids.
GCGGCGUCUGUGCAGGCAAGCCUGGCCACUGUUGGCCAGUGGCGGGUGCAAACAGGGCACGGAGAUAGGUGGUGGACAGGCCCAGCCCCAGGGCUCUGACUCAACACCCCUCACCAUCACCACAUCUCUGGAUGCCCUCCCCACCAGCCAUGCUGCUGGGUGGCCUCCUUCUCAUUGUGGCCUCUACAACCGUGGCCCAGCGGAGGGGGCAGGAGGCCACCGGGCGCCGCCGGGCCCACCGAGUCCAGCACGGCCAAUGCAGCUACACCUUCGUGCUGCCAGAGCCUGAGCCCUGCCCACCCGAGCCUGAGGCCUUCGGGGCCUCUAACAGUCUCCAGAGGGACUCCCCGGCGGCCGCACUGAACCUAGGAGACUGGCCGAGCCAGCGGAUGCGACAGCUGGAAAAAAUGCUGGAGAACAACACGCAGUGGCUGCAGAAGCUGGAAAGGUACAUCCAGAUGAACCUGAGGCUGGAGCUGGCACAGGCCCAGCAGCACAUGGUCCAGAACCAGACAGCCACCAUGCUGGAGCUGGGCACCAGUCUCCUGACCCAGACCACCGCCCAGACCCGCAAGCUGACCGACGUGGAGGCUCAGGUCCUGAACCAGACAUCCCGAAUGGAGAUCCAGCUGCUGGAGACAUCACUGUCCACCAACAAGCUGGAGAAGCAGCUGCUGCUGCAGGGCCAUGAGCUCCACCGGCUGCAGGGCCACAACAGCGCGCUGGAAACGCGGGUGCAAGCCCUGGAGACGCAGCAGCAGGCGGAGAUGGCCAGCCUCCGCGGCGAGAAGGAGCGGCUGCGGCGCCUGCUGGGCCGCCAGAGCGGCGCCCUCGCCGGCCUCGAGCGCACCCUUCGCGCCGCUAGCAGCAACUCCAGCCUCCUGCAGCGCCAGCAGCACCAGCUGCUCCAGUCGGUGCAGCGCCUGGUGCGCGUCAUGGCCCAGGGCCCGGCCUCCAUGAGGGCAGCUGAACAGGUGUUCCAGGACUGUGCAGAGAUCCAGCGCUUUGGGGCCAAUGCCAGUGGCAUCUACACCAUCCAUGUGGCCAAUGUGACGGAGCCCAGAAAGGUGUUCUGUGACAUGGAGGCCAGCGGAGGUGGGUGGACCCUCAUUCAGCGCCGUGAGAAUGGCAGUGUGAAUUUCCAACGGAACUGGAAGGAUUACAAACAGGGCUUUGGCAACCCAGCCGGAGAGCACUGGUUAGGCAAUGAAGUGGUGCACCAGCUCACCAGCAGGGCAACCUACUCUCUGCGAGUGGAGCUGCAAGAUUGGGAAGGCAACGAGGCCUACGCCCAGUAUGAGCACUUCCAGCUGGGCAGCGAGGGGCAGCUGUACAGGCUUUCUCUGAGUGGGUACAGUGGCUCAGCAGGGCGCCAGAGCAGCCUGGUCCUCCAGGGCACCAACUUCAGCACACGUGAUGCAGACAAUGACAACUGCCUCUGCAAGUGCGCCCAGAUGCUGUCCGGAGGGUGGUGGUUUGAUGCCUGUGGCCUCUCAAACCUCAACGGCAUCUACUACCCGGCCCGUCACCACGUGCGCAAGCUCAACGGCAUCCGCUGGCACUACUUCCAAGGCCCCAGCUACUCGCUACGCGCCACUCGCAUGAUGAUGCGCCCCUCGGGCAUCUAAGGGACAGCAUGCCUGGAGGCUGGUCCCAUGGGAGGACUUGGCCGUGGUAUCCCCUGGACAAGCUGGACUCGAACACAGGACACAAUGCCAGGACCUUGUCCCGGACAGCCUGGGGGUCCCCUGAGCCAGCCCUCCUUGCCCCAGGAGUCCAGAAGAGUCGCCUCCGGCCCUUUUCCCCUCAAGUUGUGAAAUGGUGGACGUUUGGGGGUUCCUGCCUCUUCGGUGUCCCUUUUCCCUCUCCCCUCCUGCCUCCUGCAGGGCCCUCCUGCCCACCUGAGGGUUGCAGUAUCCUGAAUGAGUGGAGAGCAGAUUUAACUGGGCUCUGCAAAGGAAUAUGCAGCUAGUGGUGGAAUUUCAGGCAAGUGGGAAGGUAUUUACAGGAGGAAACCGCCCAGGUGGAGGCCCAGAUGCUGUCCCCAGGUUGUUGGAAAGGCCAUCUCUUGUUCUAAGCUUUCUCACGUCCUUGAACAUCCUUGAACUUUCUGUUCAAGACUGAAGGAGCUGUGUCCCCCUAUAAUGGGAAUCGCCAUUUGCACCCACACUGUCCAUCACUCCUAGGCCCCAGCAUCUAAAGCUCAGACAUGGUUUCUCAGGGGCUCCAGGAGAUCUAAGAGGUACUCCUUUACCCCUAGAAUGUUCUAGAAUAUGUUCCAGAGAGAAUAAAGGUACCUGUGGUCUAAUGAGGGAGGGAAACACCAGGUUAAAUCAAUGUAGACAGGCCUUGUCAGAGCCAUCAGUGUGGUCAUGUGCUUUGUGACUGGCCACGAAAGGGCUAGAGUGGGCCACUUUCCCCAAAUUCACUUAUUUGAAAAUGGGGCCUGAUUAUCUCAGAGCAUCUCCCAGGGCUGUGGAUGCUCUUGGAGAAAAUUGGUUCUCCUGAGUCAUGAUUUAAACCCCAGGCCCCAUCCCCACCCCCAGCUGUUUUCACCAUUUUCAGCAAUGAGGGCCACCAUGACAUUUUCAGACAGCUUCUAAAAACAAUUGGAAGGAGGCUUUGGGUUGAAACAGACAUGCUGUCACUGAAGAAGUGCCUAGAACUAAGUCUUUGGUCUUAGAACUGAGCACUCCAACACUUCUCCGACCCUAGGGAGCCAGUUUUCUGGCUGGGGCUGCCCUCCACCCUUCUUGUGUCCCCAACUCACACCAGCUCUCAAGUUUAGGGACUCUUGGGGACUGCCCACUCUGUCUUGAGCAGGACACCAAUCGCUGGGUCCAGAUCCUUCCUGCCUCCAAACCAGAACUCCUUGUCUCCCCCUCCCUCAUCCAAGAGCGAUGCUGCAGUUAUCCAUGGAGAUGGCUUUGCUGAGUCUGGGCAACCAGGGGCUCAUGAGCUUCUUUCAGGGGACAGGAGCAGAGAGGGGCCACGGCCACUCUGCCACCCACUCCCAUUACUGUGCCACCGGCGUCAAUCCUGAUGAGGCCACUGAAGCCCUGUUGUCCUCAGCCAACACCUGGGCCCAUUCAGGACCGACCUGCCCUCCCGCUCGGACACCCCUCUAUCUUCAGAAGGUUUUCUCCUGCAUGAGGCUGUGCGAUGGAAACAGGGCACCUUCGUCCCGCCUGGCUCUGCCCCACCUCCUCAGUCCCACCUCUGCCAAUCCCCUGAGUCAGUCCAGCACAGAUUAGUGCUGAUCUCCUUCUGGGAAACCAAAGGGUGUGGUUGCUAAUGGUGACAUUUCAGGCAGGAGGGAAAAGUACCUAGGGGCAGGUUGCUGCCCAGAAGGCUGACACCACCUUAUCCAGCAUUUGCUAGGCGAGCCUUUAUUUAGCAUCUACUGUAUGCAGCGUGGUGCCGUGGGCAGAACUUUGGAGUCAGACAGACCUGCAGCUCUGAACUUGAAACCAGUGGUCCGGCCUCUCAAGGUCUCGAUCGUCUGGUCUGUGAGAUGGAGAUGGUCUCUGCCGGGGCAGGAGGAAAUGAGACCGUGUCUUUCAGCCUCUUAGCAGAGCCCAGCAGGAAGCAGGUGCCUAAUAAUGUUAGUUCCCAAAGAAGUGAAUGGGGUGGAGAAACCAGCCCUAGUAGUACAUGCCACCCCUUCUCCUGGACCUAGGGAAGGUAAGUGCUUUAUUUUUGUAGCUACAGCAUUUUCUUUUUUUUUUUUCACUGCAAGUGUAUAGGCACUGCUGGG